Hyaloperonospora brassicae is the source of this 438-nucleotide messenger RNA. NCBI's taxonomy places the organism in Eukaryota, Oomycota, Peronosporomycetes, Peronosporales, Peronosporaceae. The record is from the annotation of a GenBank genome assembly.
AUGGUAAAUCCACGCCCACCGCCUCGCCGCUCUGAGUUCCCCCGUCAGAUACCGGCGGACUCUUUGCUGGAGGCAAGCGAAUCUGAGCUUGCUCUUUGUAACUUUAACGCUUUGCGUCUUAAUGCGCUCAAACUUGCUCCAACGCCUACCAAUGCGGCGGGGCUGCAUCGCAUGUGGAUUCCUUGUUCUCAUGCGAUCAAGCGUAAGCACCUCGCCGAGGUUCUUAAUGAGCUUGCGAAGGACGACCAUCCGCAGUUGUGGAAGGACGCUCGUCAGGCUCGUCUAUUACAAGACUUCAAGCUGAUCCCUAAGGCGGGGUCCCGUUUUACGUGCACGGCCUAUGACACUGCUUCCAAACUUAGCUUAGUUAAGCUCAAUGCUUUUGGCUCGCACAUCCAAAUCGCUCGAUUUAAAGUUCGGUUCUCGUUACUUCGUUGA